UUAACACAACACUGGUCUCCGCCAUCUUGCCUCUCCCAGAAGCCGAGCGCGGAAGAGGAAACGGUUCUGUGCAGGCUCACGGUUCCGCCUGUGGACGGCUUGCCACAUCCUCCAGCCGACACAGCCGGCUCGCCAUCCGAAUCUACCGCUCCCGUACCGACAAAGAGACUUGGGGCAGAGAUGGCUGCACGGUUACCGGCGUGUGUUGUAGACUGCGGCACAGGCUACACCAAACUGGGAUAUGCUGGAAACACGGAGCCGCAGUUCAUCGUCCCGUCGUGUAUCGCCAUCAAGGAGUCGGCCAAAGUGGGAGACCAGGCCCAGCGGAGGAUGAUGAAGGGAGUCGACGACUUGGACUUCUACAUCGGAGAUGAAGCAGUCGACAAGCCCACGUAUUCCACCAAGUGGCCGAUCCGCCAUGGGAUUGUGGAGGACUGGGACCUGAUGGAGCGCUUCAUGGAACAAAUCAUCUUUAAGUACCUCCGGGCCGAACCCGAGGACCACUACUUCCUCCUGACGGAGCCUCCUCUGAACACACCGGAGAACCGAGAGUACACGGCAGAGAUCAUGUUUGAGUCCUUCAACGUACCGGGUCUGUACAUCGCAGUGCAGGCCGUGCUGGCUCUUGCCGCCUCCUGGACGUCCCGACAGGUGGGAGAACGGACACUCACAGGUACUGUCAUCGACAGUGGAGACGGCGUCACACACGUGAUCCCUGUGGCUGAGGGUUAUGUGAUCGGCAGCUGUAUAAAACACAUCCCCAUCGCAGGACGAGACAUCACCUAUUUCACCCAGCAGCUGCUCAGGGAGCGGGAGGUGGGCAUCCCCCCCGAGCAGUCGCUGGAGACGGCCAAGGCAGUGAAGGAACGCUUCAGCUACGUCUGCCCAGAUUUAGUCAAAGAGUUCAGUAAGUACGACACCGAUGGCUCCAAGUGGAUCAAACAGUACACGGGCAUCAACUCCGUCAGCAAGAAGGAGUUCACCAUCGACGUGGGCUACGAGCGCUUCCUGGGGCCCGAGAUCUUCUUCCACCCUGAGUUUGCAAACCCAGAUUUCACCCAGCCCAUCUCCGAGGUGGUGGACGAGGUCAUUCAGAACUGUCCCAUCGAUGUCCGCCGUCCCCUCUACAAGAACGUGGUUCUGUCCGGAGGUUCCACCAUGUUCAGGGACUUUGGGCGCCGGCUGCAGAGGGACCUGAAGAGGACCGUGGACGCUCGGCUGAAGCUCAGCGAGGAGCUGAGUGGAGGCAAACUCAAGCCCAAACCAAUCGAUGUGCAGGUCAUCACUCAUCAUAUGCAGAGAUAUGCUGUGUGGUUCGGAGGAUCAAUGUUAGCAUCAACUCCUGAGUUCUACCAGGUGUGUCACACCAAGAAAGACUACGAGGAGAUCGGACCGAGCAUCUGUCGCCACAACCCCGUGUUCGGUGUCAUGUCCUAACCUUCGGGCCCGGUGGGUCGGAUUUCUCCUUCAGGCUCUGGAUGUUUGUGAUUAGAAAGUGAUCUGCAAAGAGGAAAUAUAAAUAAAUGAUAGAGACCAUACCAAACAGAUGUGCUGAGAAUUUUAUUCUGAAGGUUUCUUUAUUCCCGGGUUGUUGUGCUUUUUUAUUUCAAAGUAAAAGUCCACAGUUUGGAAAUCAGAUCCAUGUGCAGAACAUUUCUGGUUAAACAGAAGUUUUACAACAUCAGGAUAUUUUAUUUAUGUUUUCUAAACCUCCACCUCAGGCUCGUCGCUGUUUUAAUGACAACUUAAAAUCCUAAUAUCAUCUUUGUUUAUGUUCUGUUUCUGCUGGUCUGUGUCCCCAGAUGUGCUGGUUUAUAUUUCCUAAAGUUUUUAUUUGUAUAAUUUGAGGAAUGGGGUCAAUUGUGGAACAGAUGCCAGUUUCAGACACUGCUUCGUCUUUUCUUUGUUUUAUCUUCGUUAAAUCCUUCAGACCCGGAGCUUUUACCUCAAACCUUCCAGAUGCAAUGAAACAAACUGAGUUUGGAAGAAAGGAAAGUUCAUAAAAAACAUCAGACCAGUAUUUUUUUAAAUUAAUGAACCAAAUUAAUAAAAUAAUUCAACCUGUGUUUUUACCGCCUUGCUACAUUCCAAUAAAGGCUCUGAUCUGUUUCUA
This is a messenger RNA of Nothobranchius furzeri (turquoise killifish), 2113 nucleotides long. RefSeq names its product actin-related protein 3-B. Gene Ontology annotation, molecular function: actin filament binding. Lineage: Eukaryota; Metazoa; Chordata; Actinopteri; Cyprinodontiformes; Nothobranchiidae. The record is from RefSeq and is a predicted model, not a curated record. Gene Ontology annotation, cellular component: actin cortical patch; Arp2/3 protein complex. Gene Ontology annotation, biological process: Arp2/3 complex-mediated actin nucleation.